Thrips palmi is the source of this 1786-nucleotide messenger RNA. RefSeq names its product zinc finger protein 239-like. Lineage: Eukaryota; Metazoa; Arthropoda; Insecta; Thysanoptera; Thripidae. Gene Ontology annotation, molecular function: DNA-binding transcription factor activity, RNA polymerase II-specific; RNA polymerase II transcription regulatory region sequence-specific DNA binding. The record is from RefSeq and is a predicted model, not a curated record. Gene Ontology annotation, biological process: regulation of transcription by RNA polymerase II. The transcript is spliced from 4 exons. Gene Ontology annotation, cellular component: nucleus. Bases 522 to 1454 code for a protein of 310 amino acids.
AUAAAGGUGACGGCUGCACACUGAAGCGGAAUAAAAGGUGUCAUCUGCUAAAAAUCGAGCCCCGCACCCUUGAGACCGUUGAGACAAGCCCCUCCUCCUCGGAUAAGGAGUCCGCCCGCAUCCGCCCGCGCGCUUCCCCCUCCCGCGGCCCUGUGGAGGGAAUCGGUCCGAUCGCUACCUUCGGCUCAGCGCGGACGACUCUUCAGUGCCGUGCUCCGAGUGUAGCCGACAUCCACGCGACGUCUGUUGCCGCUAGUCACCACCGGCUCGAAGACCCAUCGGUUGAAUCAACGCAUUUCCUCCCAGGCCCCAUCGCCAACUGCGUGAAGAGCCUUCGUAACACUUCACUGUUACGCAGACGAUUCUACACCGCUGCAGGCUUCUGAUCACCGCACGGUCCCCCUGCCACCAUACCACAGACCAGACUCUCAGACUGCUUUCGUGUUCUGCCUGCUGUCCAUCUUGAAGGAACGCAAGGCGGCCGCAUUGGAUAUUUCUUAACUGAUCUCCAAAUUUUCAUCAUGGCCCACCCGGAAGAAAUGUCUUUCAGAUGCACAGUCUGCAAUUCGUGCUUCAGCCGCAGGAGUAGUCUCUUGACUCACCUCGAAACGCACAUUGAAGAGAUGCAAUCGGAGAACAAGGAGAUCGGUAACAAUCAGAAUCUCAAGACACAUCUUGAAUCAGGCGACAGGAGCAACUUAUUCCAAUGCAAGGGUUGUAAAAUGGCGUUCAGUACAGGACGUGGACUUGCAAGCCAUCGUAAGUCCCAUACUGAGGAUAAGCUUUCCGGGUGUACUAUUUGCAACAAGAUGUUCAAAAAACGUUAUCUGACCGCUCAUCUUCGAACCCACACAGGUGAGAAGCCUUACGAAUGCUCAGUUUGUAACAGGUCAUUUAGACACGAUUCUAAUUUGAGGAGUCAUCUUGCAACCCAUAAAGAUGAAAAGCCGUUUGAGUGCGCGGUUUGCAAUAAGAAGUUGCGUACUAGUUUCUCUCUCAGACUUCAUUUAAGGACUCACACUGGGGUAAUGCCUUACGAGUGCACAGUCUGCAAGAGGAGCUUCAGGCAACGUCCUCAUCUUGUUAUGCAUCUCAGAAUUCAUACAGGGGAGAGGCCCUACGGGUGCACGUUUUGCAACAAGAAGUUUAGUGAUAAACGGAAUGUCGAAGUUCAUGAAAGAAUUCACACGGGUGAAAAGCCCUACGAGUGCUCAGUUUGCCACAAGAAAUUUAAUCAGCAUCCUCAUCUCACAGCGCACCUUAGGUACCAUAGCGGGGAGAAGCCCUUUGAAUGUUUGGUUUGCCACAAGAAGUUUGGUCAGGUUGGCGAAUUUAGACUCCACAUUAGGAUCCAUACUGGCGAGAAACCUUACGAGUGCACAAUCUGCAACAAGAAAUGCAGUCAAAGUAGCAGUCUCAGAGUUCACCUUCGAACGCACGCGAAGAAAGUCUAAAACGCCAUCUUGGAACUCACGUAUGAAAGAAGACCCUGGAGUGCGUAGUUCGCAAUGUGAUGAUGUGUCCUGGCAAAGUCUGUCUAAGAAGCGAUUCAGAAGUUAUCGUAACAGCGGAGAGGAUGAGUCAUGACUCGAUAUAACAGGAACGGACGCUUGUUGUGGUUUGUUUGAUUAUUGGUGCAAUUUUAGACAUGUCAGACACUUCUAUAACUAAACUAAAUCAUGUCGAGACAAAGUUUUGGUAGCAAAACUUAUAGAAUUGAUACCUUCGGGGAGUUUUGCUUACGGCUUGGAUACUGUUAAACUGACAUUGAUGUUUUCUGGAUACA